UCGCUUUUUCGAUCCUGAUGACCGCGUCCGCACCCGUCCUACUCUUCCUCUUCUGCGCUGCAGUUGCGACUGCUGCGAGUGCAUGGGCCGCUCCAGUUCCAAACGACACUCCUCGCGUCGUCUUGGUCUCAAUAGACGGGAUGCGCUACGACUACCUCACACGCGCUUACAAUCAAGGGGACAUUCGCAUCCCGAAUCUGCUCAAGCUCAUCCGUGGAGGCGUGUGGAGUCCCGCUGGUGCGAUCAGCGAAUUUCCCGCAGUCACCUUUCCCAGCCAUACGUCAAUGAUUACUGGAGUCCCUCCUGCGCGGCAUGGAAUUGUCGCCAACAACCUCCUGGAUCCUGCGAACACGAACGCCGACAUGAACUACUUCUACCCAGGCAUCACGGCCCAGACAGUCUUUGAUGCGUGCAACUCGCGAAACUUUACGACCGCCGCGAUUGACUGGCCCGUCACAGUCGGAGCGCCCAUCACGUACUUGUUCCCGGGAAACGUGGACGCUCCAAACAGUCUCGAUGAGGCCAGAUGGCUCUUUUCUGCUUGCAAGGGCCCAGUCUACGACAUUCUGCCGACGCCCCAAUCGAUGCGCCAAGUGUCGGAUGAUCAGCGCGGGCAGAUUGCACAGCGCUUUCACACAGACUUGCUGCCACAGUUCAUGGCGUUGCAUUACGACGAUCUUGAUGAGAUUGAACACGCAACGGGAGUCAUGAGCCAGGCCGCCAUUGCCCAGCUCGAGUACAUUGAUGCAUCGCUUGGAGAUGUCAUUGCCACUGUGCAAAAGAACGGCGUUUUCGACAGCACAACAUGGAUUGUGGUCUCGGAUCAUGGCUUUUCAAACAUUUCCACCGUGAUUUCGCCAGCAACCGUGUUUGAAAAGUACAAUCUCACGACUCCUCAGAAUGGAUUGGAUUACGUUGCAUACUAUGUCAGCAGCGGUGGAUGCUCUGCCAUUUAUGUCAAUGCGAAUGCCUCCACGGCCCAACGAACGCUCGUGGACCAGGCUCUCAACGAGUUUAUUGCGCAAAACUCUGACUCGCUGUAUCACGUGUGGUCGCCCGCCGAACUGCUGCCCUACGCCGCCUUCCCCGACGCCUAUGUCGUUCUCGAGUCCAACUUGAAUGUCAUGUUCGUGGACAAUCCGGCUGCGCCGGUUGUCAGCAAGGCCACCCACGGAUGGAGUCCGAAUCACGGCGCCGAAAUGCGCGCAAGCUUUCUGGCCUACGGUGCCAACAUUCGCUCGAACGUGCAAAUCGACUCUGUGCGAUUGAUUGACAUUGCGCCGACCAUUGCCGCAAUCAUGGGCUUGGACAUGCCGAGCACUGAAGGCCGUGUAUUGAGCGAGCUUUUUGUCUCAUGAUUGUCAAGCGUUGGUGAGUUUGAAGAACGUAAAACAAGCAAAUUCUCGUUUCCAGCCAUUUUCGU
This is a messenger RNA of Capsaspora owczarzaki ATCC 30864, 1423 nucleotides long. RefSeq lists its product as hypothetical. NCBI's taxonomy places the organism in Eukaryota, Filasterea, Ministeriida, Capsasporidae. The transcript has 7 exons. The coding region runs from base 18 to 1358 and encodes 446 amino acids. The record is from RefSeq and is a predicted model, not a curated record.